Brassica napus (rape) is the source of this 962-nucleotide messenger RNA. Its product is annotated as U-box domain-containing protein 54-like. NCBI's taxonomy places the organism in Eukaryota, Viridiplantae, Streptophyta, Magnoliopsida, Brassicales, Brassicaceae. The record is from RefSeq and is a predicted model, not a curated record. The transcript has 5 exons. Bases 80 to 706 code for a protein of 208 amino acids.
UAUUGCUCAUCUCAUGCACAAUGGAAAGAGAAAAUUAGCACACGAAAAAAAAGAGAGAAAAAUAAACAAGUAAGAAUCCAUGGGAGAAACUUUGUAUAGCGACGUCAUUUAUGUUGCGGUAAAUCAAUAUGUUCCAGAAAGUGAACUAAAUUUGUUAUGGACAUUGAAGACUCUUCGUGUUAAGAAGCUCUGCCUUCUUCAAGUUCUUAUUCCAUUUUCGCCGAACCCUUCAUGUGGGCUUAGCAAAAGUGAGAUCAAAGCAAUCCAAGAUUCAGAGCUGAAAACUUCAUAUGAUAGCCUUUACAAGUACCGUGAUAUCUGCUCAAACGAAGGGGUUAAUGAAAAAGAUGUGGGUAUAUCACUGGUAUCAGGAUAUGAUGUUGGUGAAGAGAUUGUGAAACUCAUCAAUCAAAACAAUAUCAAGAAGCUCGUUAUGGGAGCAGCAGCUAAUCCUCAUUAUUCCAGGGGAAUGUCUAUCACAUCUAGAAAAGCAGAGUACGUGAGUCAACAUGCACCUACUCGCUGUAAAAUUUGGUUCAUCUGCAAAGGGAAACUAAUCAAGACAAGAGAAGGAAGUUUCGACCUUGGAUCGGAUUCGCUCAAAAAACUCGGUACUCCAACGCAGCAUACAUCGUUAUCCUAUCUAGCUAUGGUUUUUAUUAUAAUCUCCUUUUUCUUACUGUAUUCGAUUUCCUUUUUACAUUAGGGUCGGGUUUUAUAACCGACUAAAGCUUUUAGUUUUGCUACAUAUAGUAUGCUCUCGGCUUUGUGAGAGAUACAACUUUGAUUAUUGUAUGGUUUUUAUUAUAAUCUCUUUUUUCUUAAUGUAUUCGAAGGGUCGGGCUUUAUAACCGACUAAAGCUUUUAGUUUUGCUACAUAUAGUAUGCUCUCGGCUUUGUGAGAGAUACAACUUUGAUUAUUGAAAUAUAAAUUUAAGGUUUUGUUUUAAACAACCCCAGAA